GUUUUUCUUUAUCAUAUAGAUCCUUAGUGUCCUUACGAUGCCGUCGCGCCGUAGAACCCUUUUGAAAGUCAUCAUCCUCGGCGAUAGCGGGGUGGGGAAGACGUCUUUGAUGAAUCAAUAUGUGAAUAAGAAGUUUAGCAAUCAGUAUAAGGCAACGAUCGGAGCCGAUUUCUUGACAAAGGAAGUGCAGUUUGAGGAUAGGCUAUUCACUUUACAGAUCUGGGAUACUGCUGGUCAGGAAAGAUUCCAGAGCCUAGGUGUUGCUUUCUACCGCGGUGCUGAUUGCUGUGUUCUUGUAUAUGAUGUCAACUCGAUGAAAUCAUUUGAAAACCUUAACAAUUGGAGAGAAGAGUUUCUUAUUCAAGCAAGCCCUUCGGAUCCAGAGAAUUUCCCAUUUGUUGUUUUGGGAAACAAAAUUGAUGUGGAUGGUGGAAACAGUAGAGUAGUAUCUGAGAAAAAGGCUCGAGCAUGGUGUGCCUCAAAAGGAAAUAUCCCAUAUUUUGAGACAUCUGCCAAGGAGGGAGUUAAUGUGGAAGAAGCAUUCCAAUGCAUAGCAAAGAAUGCCCUAAAGAGUGGGGAAGAGGAAGAAAUAUACUUGCCCGACACCAUUGACGUUGUAAGCAGCAGCCAACCAAGGUCAACUGGAUGUGAAUGUUGAAAUACUUUAUGCUAUUUUUUUGGCUUAUGUUUGCACAAUAAUCAUCUUUCAAGUUUCACGAAUGAUUUGGCCUUCACAACCAUUUUUAUGGACUCAAAGUGGGACUAUACACCGUACGUUAGUAAUUGUAUGAGAAACAAAUGGUCUGUUAUUUGA
Molecule: messenger RNA, 814 nt
Organism: Hibiscus syriacus
Lineage: Eukaryota; Viridiplantae; Streptophyta; Magnoliopsida; Malvales; Malvaceae
Product: ras-related protein Rab7
Exons: 7
Coding region: 38-658 (206 amino acids)
Cellular component (GO): vacuolar membrane
Molecular function (GO): GTPase activity; GTP binding
Source: RefSeq, a predicted model, not a curated record